GUCGUGAUGAAAAUUACACUCCUAAACGGUCAUUUACUAGGCUAAUAUCGGUACACAAGUUAAUUGCCUAUUAUAGAAAAGACAAAUUGUUUACUUAAAAUUGUAUCUGAAAAUAAUUUCCUGUGAAGGAAUAUAAAUUAUUAACGCCCAGUAACAAAUUCAUGGUCGGCUGCUCUUUGUGAUCCGAUUUUGAUAAAAUUUUAUUUUCACUAACCGGUUUCAUACCAGCAGAGAAAUGUAUGUGUGGCUAUUUAUGAAGAUAUGCGUAGUUUAAAAAUAUUAUUGUUCAAAUUAGUUCUUGUUGAUUAUAAAUGACUGAAAAAUGUUACCACAAUUAUAUAAGAUGGCGAAUUACACUCAAUGUGCUGAAAAUCCUAGCAAUUAUUAUUGUUCAGCACAAGCUAGACUGAUCAUACCAUCUACAAAUUUGAAUACCAUAAAUCUUAUAAAGAACUUCAGUUUAGAUAAAACUAAAUUUGACCGAGAAUUUAUAUACAGAACUCAAUGUAUACCUAAAGAAUUUAUACAAGAUGACUCUGAACUCUAUUACUAUGCGUCUAAUCUAGUUAAUCAAGAAAUGGAGUUCUUUCAAUUAAGUGCCAAAGUUGAAGAUGUGACCUGUAACAAAAUAGGAUUGGAAAUAAAUACCUUUGAUAUCAUUUGCUUGGUUGUGGUGGUUUUUUACAAUAUAUUGUUAAUGUUCGCCACGUAUAAAGAAAAAAGCUAUGAGAAGGAAAAAGGUUUAAAAUAUGCAAUUUCAAGAUUGUCGUUGUUCCACACCUGGAAAUUAAGAUCCAAACCACCUAAUACCACAGAUUUCAAAAACCUAAUAAACAUGAAUGGUACUCGCGUAUUCGGAAUGUUAAUAAUAAUUUUACUUCAUAUUGGAGUAGCGAGUAACACAAGCUUUAUAUCUGAUCCUGAAGUGUACGAAAAAGUGUACUAUACGCUUGUGGAUAGUAUCUUAGGUUGUUUACCAGUGCUGAUUGUUUUGUAUUUUUUUCUUAUAUCCUCUUGGCUACUCACGAUUCAAGUACAUAACAUAUAUGCAAGAGGUCAACUGUCAUUGAAGAAUGUUGGAAUACUGAUACUAAACCGAUAUUUCAGGUUAAACUUGGUAAUUAUUGUAUUAAUGAUCAUAAGCAGAUCUUCGUGGGUAACAAUGAUACCAGGUCCAGCAAAUUUUUAUACAGUUAUGGCUAACCAAAAAGCAUGCAGUGAAAACUGGCUCCCUUCAAUAUUUUUUAUUACCAAUAUUUAUCGGGGAGUACAUAUAUGCAAUCCUGUUACAUGGCACGUCUCUGCGGACUUUCAGCUUUAUGUUAUAAAUUUAUUUUUACUGUACAUCAAGUUCAAAUUCAAGUUUAAUAAUAUUAAGUUUUUGGCCACGAUAUUGACAUGUUCCAUUAUUUUGCAUGGCAUAACUUUACGAAUAUUCGAUAAUGGUCCUCUUUACCUAGCAGAACUGAGGUAUAUUGAAGUCAGAUCUAUAUACCAGUCAUUACCAUACGUAGUCGCAUACAUGUCAACUUAUACGUUAUGGUCCUCAAGUUUAAUUGGAGUAAUAUUUGGAAUAAUUUAUAUUAAAACGAAAAACUUUACUAUAAAACCAAAUGCGGUGCUAAACACAAUAUGGUGUAGUACAUCUUUUGGACUCAUUUAUUUGGCUAUCAAGAUGGGCGCCAUAAAAAUUAAUGGAAUUAAAGCAUCUUUACUUGGAUGUCUAAUUAGGCCUAUAUUUUCCUUAGGAUGUGCUUUAGGUGUUUAUGGUAUGUCACAUAACCUUGGAGGUCCAAUUAAGAAUCUUAUGGAAUCGAAAGUAUUUAUCAUUCUCAGUAACUGCGUCUAUUGCGUAUAUUUAAUUCACAUGCCAACUAUGCUACUGAUUAAUAGAUUUAGUAUGGAGCCCAUAAAUUUCGACUAUUGGAAAGUGAUUCAGGACUAUAUAGUAAGCGUCAUAUUAAGUUUUUUAAUUGGUAUUUAUUUUACGCUUGCCAUUGAGGAGCCAGGAAAUAUGAUUCAAAAGAAAAUUUUGCCACAAAUUACCAAAUGGGAGAAGAUAUCCAAAACCGAAUAAUGAAUUAUUAUAUUAUUUUUUUAUAUUUGUACAAUUGUAAAAAUAAUAUUACAUAACGCUUA
This is a messenger RNA of Diabrotica virgifera virgifera (western corn rootworm), 2139 nucleotides long. Its product is annotated as nose resistant to fluoxetine protein 6-like. Gene Ontology annotation, molecular function: acyltransferase activity, transferring groups other than amino-acyl groups. NCBI's taxonomy places the organism in Eukaryota, Metazoa, Arthropoda, Insecta, Coleoptera, Chrysomelidae. The record is from RefSeq and is a predicted model, not a curated record. The transcript is spliced from 12 exons. Bases 323 to 2077 code for a protein of 584 amino acids.